CAAGCAGCCAAGGGCUGACCUCCAACUCGAACUUCCUUCUCCACCUCUCCAGAGUGCUGGUGUCACAGACAUUCACCAUAUGUGGUUUUAUUUGGUGAAGGGACCAGACCCAGGCUUCCUGCUUGCUAAACAACACUCCGCCAUGUGAACUUAGGCACACACACUGCGGGAGCAUGCAGACCAGGGAACAAAUGGGCAGUUAAUUAUGCAUUGGAUGCUGGCUCUGAAGGAGAGCAGGCACGUGCAUGGAGAAUAACUAGAGGAGGUCUUUUCCGCAGAGAGAUUAAGAAAUGAGUCACACUUGCUGAAGGAACGAGGCCCCGCCUUCAAUCGCAGAACACAGCCACGCCUCUUGGCCGCUCUUCUCUGGCUCCACCCAGAGCCAAGCUCUACCUGGACCCUCCCAGCGGACCAACCCACUAGCCACACCCACAAGGCAACCACGCUCCAGCCUGACCACGCCCCCGUUGCCCAGGUCUGGCUCUGGCUAGCUGGGCGAUUAGAGUCAAGAAAGGACGCGCCACCCCAGCUGUCCGCCGACCCCCAGUCCCGGCCCCCGCGCCCAUGGCCGCACCCGGACCCCGCGCCUUGCGUGCUGCACUCUGCGGCGGUUGUUGUUGCCUCCUCCUGUGUGCCCAGCUGGUUCUAGCUGGUAAAGGAGCUCGUGGCUUUGGGCGGGGAGCCCUGCUCCACCUGAACAUCUGGCCUGCUGCCCAUGGGGGCUGCAAACACUUGGGACACUGUGAACGCUGUGUGGACAGAGCCCACAACUCCUCCAUUUGUGUCUGGCAACAAUGUGGACCAGAGGAGCCAGGACACUGUGUGGCCCACACUGAGGUGGUCAAGGAGGGUUGCUCUGUCUAUAACCACUCAGAGUCAUGCCCAGCUUCCCACCAUCAUUCCACCGAGGAACCGAAGACAAGUACGACAGGGAGUCCCCCCAUCCCUGAAGACCACAGCCCAGGUUUUGAUGGAGCCAGCUUUAUCGGGGGCAUUGUGCUGGUACUGAGCCUGCAGGCGACAGCUUUCUUUGUGCUACGCUUCCUCAAGGCCAAGGACAGCACUUACCAGACGCUAAUCUGACCCCAGUGGUCCUGGCUCCACCUUGAAAGGACAGAGGACUCAGAGGCUACCCUCUUGGUUGCCUUAUGGGCACUGGGGGUGGGACAAACUUUGGCCACCAGUUUCUGGUUCCUGUAGGCACAGGGCAUCAAGCAGGUUUAGCGCUGAUGACUGACUGACAUGUCCUCUCCUGGGCCUGGCACCUGCAGCUGAAAGCCUCCUUCAACCACCUCACGACUCAUCCAGAAGCUGCUGCCUCUUCCCACCAACCCACUCUGGGGUCUACCCUCAAAUAAAGGACACGUUUCCACCCCA
Messenger RNA from Rattus norvegicus (Norway rat), 1377 nucleotides. The record is from RefSeq and is a predicted model, not a curated record. NCBI's taxonomy places the organism in Eukaryota, Metazoa, Chordata, Mammalia, Rodentia, Muridae.